Messenger RNA from Chrysochloris asiatica (Cape golden mole), 660 nucleotides. It is a transcript of the gene TLDC2, whose product is annotated as TBC/LysM-associated domain containing 2. Gene Ontology annotation, cellular component: nucleus. NCBI's taxonomy places the organism in Eukaryota, Metazoa, Chordata, Mammalia, Afrosoricida, Chrysochloridae. The coding region runs from base 1 to 660 and encodes 219 amino acids. The transcript is spliced from 6 exons. The record is from RefSeq and is a predicted model, not a curated record. Gene Ontology annotation, biological process: response to oxidative stress.
AUGAAAGGUCUCCGCUGGCGUUACUCUCGGCUGCCCUGCCAGGUGGAGGGUGAUCUGUCUGGGGAGGAGGGUGAGGACAAAGAGGAGGCAGAAGAAAAGGUGGCAACUCCAACCUCUGUCACAGCCCCUGCUCCUGAAGAUCCCACGGAAACCCAACUUUCAGAAGCCAGCCAGGUGUUAGGUGCUUCGGAGAUUAGGCAGCUCAGCCUCCAUCUCCCACCGAGGGUCACGGGGAACUCCUGGAGGCUGGCCUUCUGCACAGCGAGGGAUGGCUUCAGUCUGCAGAGGCUAUACCGCCAGAUGGAAGGUCACAGUGGGCCAGUGCUGCUGGUGCUGAGGGACCAGGAUGGGCAGAUGUUUGGGGCCUUCUCCUCCUCAGCCAUCCGACUGAGCAAACGCUUCUAUGGUACUGGCGAGACGUUUCUCUUCUCCUUCUCCCCACAGCUGAAGGUCUUUAAAUGGACAGGAAACAACUCUUUCUUUGUGAAAGGAAACUUGGAUUCACUGAUGAUAGGCAGUGGCAGUGGCCAGUUUGGGCUGUGGAUGGAUGGAGACUUGUAUCAUGGGGGAAGUCACCCCUGUGCGACCUUCGACAAUGAGGUGCUCGCCCGACAGGAGCAGUUCUGCAUCAAGGAGUUGGAGGCCUGGGUCCUGAACUGA